UCUCCUGUUCUCCCCCCCGACCAGGUACAUUUUUUCUUCUAUCUAAUUGAAAAAAAAAAAAACUCUGACUUUAACUUCUAUGUAAGUUAUCGCAUUAUUUCUUUCUUUCUACCACUCUUUAUCUUUUUUCCCGGUAAUGGCAAGAGGCCCUGCAAGGAACCUCCUUUAUCUGUAUUCCUCUAGAGACAAUUUCACCAAGGUUAGAGCUUUUCUUCUUCCCAAUAGAUUCCAUCGGGCUGAUUCCCCAAACCCAUCAAAUUCCCAUCCUUUCCUCACUCCUGAUUCAAAAUUCUGUAUCCCACCUCAAUUCUCCCCAUCCCACUUUACACAAUCACUUAAUUAUAGGUGUUUAAAUUUCCAAAGACACCCUUUCUCGACAUUAGUAGAAAAUGGAACCCCAAAUUUGAAUUCAGCACCUGCUCUUGAAUCAGAAGUUACAGAAGUAGAUAGUAUUAGUGAUAUAGGUUUGGAUGAAAAUGGACCUGGAAAUGAGAAUUUAGAGCCUGAGAAAAGAUUGAACUUUGCUCAGAUAGCUAGCCGGGAUCCGGUAGAAAUUUAUAAAGAGCUUAGAGAUGCUUCUAAAAGUGAUAAGCAGAGUAGGAGUGAUUGGGAUCUGUUAAUUGAGGUUUUCAGAGGUUUUGCAAAAUCUGGUUGGGCUUCUAACCAGGCUUUAGCUGUGUACAUUGGUGCAUCUUUUUUUCCUACAGCCGCCCAUAAAUUUCGUAAUUUUUUUUUUAAGAAGUGCAAGAUUGAUAUAGUGAAGUACUUGGUUUUCCUUGGCCCUGGUAUUGAGGCUGAGAAGUUUUUGUUUCCAAUUUUUGUUGAGUUUUGUUUAGAAGAGUUUCCUGAUGAAAUUAAGAGGUUCAGGAGUAUGGUUGAAUCAGCUGAUUUGACGAAGCCUCAUACUUGGUUUCCAUUUGCUAGGGCAAUGAAAAGGAAAAUUGUAUAUCACUGUGGUCCGACUAAUAGUGGGAAAACGUAUAAUGCUUUGCAGAGGUUUAUGGAAGCAAAAAAGGGUAUUUAUUGCAGUCCUCUCAGGUUGUUGGCUAUGGAAGUUUUUGAUAAGGUGAAUGCAUUAGGGGUUUACUGUAGUCUCUUAACUGGGCAAGAGAAAAAAUAUGUCCCAUUUUCAAAUCAUGUUGCUUGUACUGUUGAGAUGGUGUCGGUUGAUGAGUUGUAUGAGGUGGCCGUGAUUGAUGAGAUACAAAUGAUGGCAGAUCCAUCUAGAGGUGAUGCAUGGACGAGGGCUUUGCUUGGAUUGAAGGCUGAUGAGAUACAUUUAUGUGGCGAUCCAAGUGUUUUAAACAUUGUUAGAAAGAUUUGCUCUGAGACUGGGGAUGAGUUGGUUGAACAACGUUAUGACAGGUUUAAGCCACUGGUUGUUGAGGCGAAGACCCUUUUGGGAGACUUGAAAAAUGUGAAAUCUGGGGAUUGUAUUGUUGCAUUUUCCAGGAGAGAGAUUUUUGAAGUGAAAUUAGCAAUUGAGAAGUACACAAAACACCGUUGCUGUGUCAUAUAUGGUGCGCUGCCACCAGAGACCCGUAGACAGCAAGCCAACUUGUUUAAUGAUGACAAUAAUGAAUAUGACAUCUUGGUCGCAAGUGAUGCUGUGGGAAUGGGUUUGAAUCUUCAUAUUAGAAGGGUUGUGUUCUAUAGUCUCUCAAAGUACAAUGGUGAUAAGACUGUUCCAGUUCCAGCUUCCCAGGUGAAGCAGAUUGCUGGAAGAGCUGGCCGAAGAGGGAGUCGCUACCCUGAGGGUCUAACUACCACUUUGCACCUUGAAGAUUUGGACUACUUGAUUGAGUGCUUGAAGAAGCCAUUUGACGAAGUUAAGAAAGUUGGUCUCUUUCCUUUCUUUGAACAGGUCGAGCUAUUUGCUGGCCAAUUUCCAGAUGUUACUUUUGCACAGCUACUUGAAAAGUUUGCCGAAAAUUGCAGGUUAGAUGGGUCUUACUUUCUGUGCCACCAUCACCAUAUAAAGAAAAUUGCAAAUAUGUUAGAGAAGGUCCAAGGGCUAUCUCUGGAAGAUCGUUUCAAUUUUUGCUUUGCCCCUGUUAAUAUUAGAGAUCCGAAAGCAAUGUACCAUCUUCUGAGGUUUGCGUCAUCAUAUGCACAUAAGGUCCCUGUCAAUAUUGCAAUGGGCAUGCCAAAAUGUAUUGCACGUAAUGAUUCAGAGCUCUUGGACCUUGAGACUAAGCAUCAAGUAUUGUCCAUGUAUUUGUGGUUGUCUAACCAUUUUGAAGAGGAGAAAUUUCCCUAUGUCAAGAAGGUUGAGGCAAUGGCGGUAGACAUUGCAGAACUUCUUGGUGAAUCAUUGACCAAAGCUAACUGGAAACCAGAAUCAAGAAAUCCAGGAAAACCAAGACAACAAGAGAAUGAAGGUGGUUAUGAAAGGCCAAGGUCACUAAUCAAAUUGUAUGAGCAGAAAAGGCAGGAAGGCUUCUCAGCUGGACAGAAACUAGAAAAGGUGACAGCCUAAUGCUCCUUAAGGUACAGAAAAUCAUAGUAGUAGUAUAUCUGCAGCUUUUGCGAUGCUUGGUCUGCCACUUGCUCAAAGUUACAUGCUUUGAGGAUCUGCUUUGGGUAAUUAGCUUUUCGUUGGAGGAAAAAUCUAGAUUCUAUCAGACGUAUACGCUACGCUACUUUCUUUGUGCAUCAUCCUAGCUAAUUGUAUAUGGCAUAUACUUGUUUUAGCAGAAUAAUGCACGCCUAGCGCCUUAAUUUACAGUACAUAAGAGUGGACUUGAAGCUUUUUGCCCGUCUUACUUGGGAUGCAAUGGAUGGGGAAACGUUCACAAUGAUCAGCCUAUCAGGCCAAUGUCAAGUUCAGCCAGCAAACUAACCUUGAAGAUGGUGCACAGUUGGCUUAAGAAAUUAUGCUAGUACUAUUGCAACCUUGCAUAAAUCGUGGCUGCAAGCUUCUGGCAGAAAUUAUUGGGCUUGCCUCUGUAACAUGGGUGAUUGCAUGAAAUAUUCUCCAAAAGCGGUUGGUGAGUUGCAAAUAUUCUGUUCCAGCAUAAUAUGUCUCAUCCAGAUAUCAUCUUGUACGAGUAAUUAUUGUUUCGAUCAAGUAUAACUUACAUAUUAGCCGCAGCAUGAGUACUGGAAAUUAUGAUCAAGAGUUUCAACCUCAGCUGAAUUCGAUUUAAGGGGUAAAACACCA
Messenger RNA from Coffea eugenioides, 3163 nucleotides. RefSeq names its product DExH-box ATP-dependent RNA helicase DExH18, mitochondrial. The transcript is spliced from 2 exons. Gene Ontology annotation, molecular function: ATP binding; RNA helicase activity; hydrolase activity, acting on acid anhydrides. The record is from RefSeq and is a predicted model, not a curated record. Gene Ontology annotation, cellular component: mitochondrial degradosome. Gene Ontology annotation, biological process: RNA catabolic process; mitochondrial RNA 3'-end processing. The coding region runs from base 137 to 2479 and encodes 780 amino acids. Lineage: Eukaryota; Viridiplantae; Streptophyta; Magnoliopsida; Gentianales; Rubiaceae.